CAAGCUGCUUCUGAUUAAACAGUAUCAAAUAUGGUGGUUUGUACACUCAUUUCUUCUCCAACACUAGCCUGCUAUGUGGGAGUUACUGUCACAGUAAAACCCAUGUUGAAUUUGCAGUUUAUAACAACCAUGGGCUCUUCUUGUGGUUAGUGCUGUCAGCGGGGUCCGUUUUUCCUCCCUGGAGCUACUGACCCUCUCCAGUCUUACACUGUAUUAUGGAGAUAGGUCUGUCCCCCUUCCUGGGAGCCAGGGUUAGUGUCCUAGACUGCUUCGUUCUUUAAUCUUCUUUGUGUUGUUUCUCUGUAGUUUCUGCUUUUCCAGUUGGCUCUUUCUUGCUUCCCAAAGAUGUAUUUUGGGUUUUUCUUCACUAAGUUGUUGUUCUUCAAGGGUCUGAGCUCCAGGGACCUUGAGAGAUUGUACUUUGCUUCUUGUCUUUACUCCACCAUUUUUUCUCCACCUUACCUGUUGUCUUUCUCCUUCCUCAGCCCUAGUGAGACUGCUCAUUGCCAUCCCCAGACUGUGGCAGGAAUGAGGAACAGGAGGCAGUAGCUGAUAAAUUAGUUGUUCAGUCAAUAAAUACCCAUUUGGCUUGCUCCGUGUAGCCCUGUCCUGGACACUGAGGACACAGGCAAAUCGAACACCUCUCAUGUAGCUGGAAGGCAGAUGCCAAGCAGGUACAGCGACAUCAGGGGCUCACAGGGCUAUAGUUACACCAGAGACUGGGGGAGCAGGGAGAGCUUUUUGAAGGAGGUAGCCCUUGAGCUGACUGAGCGUCGCAGGAGGAACAAGAGUGCCCACUAGAUUGUCACUCCUGUCUCCUUAAGGGCAGAUCCAUCUCUGCAUACCUAGAACUGCCCAGAACAGAGUGGCCUAGAAUCAUUGUUGAAUGAAGAAAAAGAAAGGGUUGGUAGAGGGACAAAAAACAGGCAGGUAGGUAAGGAGACUAAAUAAAGCCAGAAAGCCUGAGGCACUUUGUCUGCUGAGAGUCCACUGAGAACCUGGCUUCUCUUUGUGGUUUCUCCAGCUCCACCCCUCCAACUUGGUUUAUAUAGCUUCAUGUCCUGGCACUCGGCAAACAGUGCUCAGCUCUGAACCAUCAUGGCUCUGAAUGCCCACCUUUCUGGCCUCCUGAUCCUGUUGGUGACAGGCCUAGCCCCAGGCAUCAGGGACUCCCUCAGGGCCCAGGACCCAGGUCCCCGGCCACUAGAGCUAAAAGAAGUCUUCAAGUUGUUCCAGAUCCAGUUUAACAAGAGUUACUCGAACCCAGCAGAGCAUGCACGCCGCCUAGACAUCUUUGUCCACAACCUGGCCAUGGCUCAGAGGCUGCAAGAGGAGGACUUGGGGACUGCUGAGUUUGGAGUGACUCCAUUCAGUGACCUCACAGAGGAAGAGUUUGGCCAGCUCUAUGGGAAUUGGAGAGCAGCCAAGAAGGACCUCAGGGUGGGCAGAAAGGUAAGGUUUGAAAAGCAGGAGUUGAUUCCCCCAAGCUGCGACUGGAGGAAGGCCCCCAAUAUCAUCUCACCUGUCAAGUACCAGGGAAAGUGCAAUUGCUGCUGGGCCAUAGCAGCAGCAGGCAACAUUGAAGCUUUGUGGAACAUCAGAUUCAAACAGUCCGUGGAAGUCUCUGUGCAAGAGCUGCUUGACUGUGGUCGCUGUGGGGAUGGCUGCUUGGGUGGCUACGUCUGGGAUGCGUUCAUAACUGUCCUCAACUACAGUGAGUACCUGGCUUUGUUGGACAACUGUAGGAGUCGGGAACAUCCAGGAACAGAGUGUCCUUCCUUAUCUCCAGGUGGUCUGGCCAGUGAAAAGGACUACCGAUUCCGGGGGCGUGCCAACAUCCACAGGUGCCUGGCACCGUUCUACAAGAAGGUGGCCUGGAUCCAAGACUACGUCAUGCUGCCCCGCAAUGAACACACAAUGGCCAGGUACGUGGCCACACAGGGCCCUAUCACUGUGCUCAUCAACCAGAUGCUAUUGCAGCAUUACCGGCAGGGUAUAAUCAGGGCCACGCCCUCCACCUGUGACCCCUGGCUUGUGAACCAUUAUGUCCUGCUGGUGGGUUUUGGCAAAGAGGAGGAGAAGAAAGGGUCAGAGAAAGAUCUGUCCCAGUCCAAUCAUCUUCCUCGCCAUUCCACCCCCUAUUGGAUCCUGAAGAACUCUUGGGGGGCCCACUGGGGUGAGCAGGGCUACUUUCGGUUGCACCAAGGGAGCAACACCUGCGGCAUCACCAGGUCCCCACUCACAGCCUGUAUAGGUGAUCCAGCUGAGAAGCAGCAGGUCUCCUGUCCUCUCUGAGCCUCUCCUGCAUGCCAGCUGCCUCUUCACUGCCCCAUCCCAAGGGUUCUGCUUGUCCUCCCAGCUUUCUCCACACCAUGUGAAUAAAUCAAGACAAGAUUUCUACUUCCCAAG
Molecule: messenger RNA, 2409 nt
Organism: Heterocephalus glaber (naked mole-rat)
Lineage: Eukaryota; Metazoa; Chordata; Mammalia; Rodentia; Bathyergidae
Gene: Ctsw
Product: cathepsin W
Biological process (GO): proteolysis
Molecular function (GO): cysteine-type peptidase activity
Source: RefSeq, a predicted model, not a curated record